AUGGCAGCAGCAGGAGAAGCGGCGCCUCGCUGGAGCACGACGGUCAUCGUGAGCUCGUCGCUCCAGAAACACGCCGCCUACAGGCUGCUGAGCUCCCAGCAGCACCGGGUCAGGUGUUCCGACAGCGUGGAGUCCGGAUGCUUCAUCUUCCCCACGGCAGGCAUUGCGUUUCUGUUGAUUGACCCUCACGACCUCCCGGAGCCGCUGGAUGAGCCGAGGCUCUUGCAGCAGAUAGAAAGCUUCGUGAAAGUCCACCGGAACUGCUUCGUCCUGCUCCAGGCCCCCCCUGGCGGGACCAGGGCCCCCCACAUCCUGACCCUCAUCCAGAACAGGUUCCUCGGCAGCAACCUCAGGAUCCUGCCUGUUAGAAACGACGCAGAGCUCGUCAAAGGAAUGCUGACCAUUGCCAAGGCCACCAGCAAGCCUCACGCCGACAGCAUCCGGGACCGCAUGUCCUUGGCCAAGGCCCACAUCAUCGACACCAGCCCCAUGUGGGAAAUGCUGAGAGACAUGUUGUAAAGCUAGAAGAGUAUCAGGGCCAGGCAGGAGAAAAAUAAAAAUAAUAUUUUAGA
Molecule: messenger RNA, 572 nt
Organism: Cololabis saira (Pacific saury)
Lineage: Eukaryota; Metazoa; Chordata; Actinopteri; Beloniformes; Belonidae
Product: protein SPO16 homolog
Exons: 5
Coding region: 1-519 (172 amino acids)
Biological process (GO): reciprocal meiotic recombination; synaptonemal complex assembly
Cellular component (GO): chromosome
Source: RefSeq, a predicted model, not a curated record